Molecule: messenger RNA, 1332 nt
Organism: Naegleria gruberi
Lineage: Eukaryota; Heterolobosea; Eutetramitea; Acrasida; Naegleriidae
Exons: 1
Coding region: 1-1332 (443 amino acids)
Source: RefSeq, a predicted model, not a curated record
AUGUCACUUGGCAACCAGCAAGAUAUUAUCAUUGUAGGAGGAGGUCCAGUUGGUCUGUGGACAGCCAGUCAAAUCAAAUUAUUAAAUCCACAAUUAAAUAUUCUAAUUUUGGAAAAACAUGAAAAUUACAAAAGAAGUCAUUUCGCAUUCUUGGAAGCAAAUUCAUUUGAAUUGAUGGCUGAGCAUCCAAAUUUGAUGGAUUUAAAGAAUAGGUUGCAAUCGGAUAAGAAAAUCAAGACAAGUGAAUUGGAAGAAACUUUAUUCGAAUUGUGUAAUCAACUUGGUGUGCAAAUAAUUAAAGGAUUUCCGGUUGAGUGUGGUAAAGAAAUUGAAGCAAAUUUUCCUGGAGUUCAAUUAAUUAUUGGUGCAGAUGGUGCUCACAGUACUAUUCGAAAGACAGUUUGUUCUGGGUUAUUAGAAAGUGAAAUUUUUAAAUAUUCGAAUCAUUUUCACACUCUCAUGGAGGUGAAAUAUCAAGCUAUUGGCGAAACUAAACCAAUGGAUAUGAUCAAUAUCGGCUAUCCACUCAUGAAACACAUUGGAGUAGUUGUGAAUGAAAUUAUUGGAAAGCAAAACGAAAGUGGAAAUAGUCCAAUAACUUUACAAUUUUUUGUGAAUGAAAAUAUUGGAGAAUCAAUCAAGAAUGCAACAUUUAAGAAUCCAAUUCAAUUCCACUCCAUGAAAGAAACUCUUCCAAAUCAAAUUCGAGCAAUAAUUGAAUUUUGGUUGGCAGCUCGUUUCCAAUAUUAUGCAGAGAAACAUGUCGAAAGUUCUGUAACUAUUACAAGCACCAAAUUGGGAUCUUAUGCAAGUAGAUAUUAUGUGAGAAAUUUUGGAACGAAAGCAAUUUAUUGUUUGGUUGGAGAUGCUGCUUUUGGAAUGCCUUUUUUUAGAAGUUUAAAUAAUGGACUAUUGUGCGCAACUAUUCUAGCUCAAUGUGUUGUGAAACAUUUUGAGGGAAAAGAUUAUCAAUUUGCAUUCUCUUUGGAAGGUGUUGUGAAUUCUCUUGUUGGUGGAACGAAACAAUUUCUUGGACUUUCGAAUAUUCCAUACGAAGGUGAACAUAUUUCUCAACCUCUAAUCAAAUAUGCAAGUUAUGCAAUGAAUUUGGAAGAAUCACAAUUGAAAAUAGCAAGAGCAAAAAGUAUUGGAUUGAAAACUUUCCAAACUUGGACCAAAAUUAGUGCAAUUGUUCCUUGGCAAGUGAAUAAGCUCAGACCAGAACAAUUGGAGGAAGUUAGGACAGCCAUUGGAAUAUUUAGUAGUGAGGAUGAUAGAGAAAUGUAUGAUGAUAUUGUGGAAGAUGGAUUUGUUCUUGUGGAAAAAUUGUAA